AUGUAUCAUUGUUAUCAAUCAAAAUAAAAAAUGGCGAAAAUCGAGAUGACAAUUCUGGUCCUGUCGUCGAUGUUCGUGACGAUAUUCACGGCGGUUAACGGAUACGGUACGAUAGUGGGAGGCAAAACGCCGAUCAGCGACGUGAGCUCGAACAAAGGGGUGCAAGAACUGGGGAGGUUCGCGGUGGCGGAGUACAACAAAAGCCAGCUGCAGAAGGGAAACGGCGGCGGUAAUCAGCUGGAGUUUUCGCAGGUGGUGGAGGCCGGCCAACAGAUAGUCUCGGGGAUCAAAUACUUUCUGAAGAUCGAAGCGACGGAGAAUGGCGAGAAGAAGACGUUCGAUGCGGUGGUUUUGAUCAAACCUUGGUCUCAACCCGAAGAGAGGCAAAUGCUUAGCUUCUCUGCAUCUAAUCAAUAAGGAUGGAUGGAUGGAUGGAUGGAUGGAUGGAUGGUGUUAGUUUGUGGUUCUAAUUAAGCCUGUGAUUUUCC
Molecule: messenger RNA, 488 nt
Organism: Hibiscus syriacus
Lineage: Eukaryota; Viridiplantae; Streptophyta; Magnoliopsida; Malvales; Malvaceae
Product: cysteine proteinase inhibitor B-like
Exons: 1
Coding region: 31-417 (128 amino acids)
Molecular function (GO): cysteine-type endopeptidase inhibitor activity
Source: RefSeq, a predicted model, not a curated record